CAAGACUGAAAACAACAAAAGGGAGGAAUGGAGCUGAAAUGUUCUUCUGCUGUGUUCGUCUUUAUCGCAACAGUUGCCUUAUCCCUCUCAAAUGUUAACGAAGGACAAAAUCCAAAAUGUGAUUUAUACAAAUUGCCUGGAUGUCCAAGAGACUUACACCCUGUUUGUGGGACAAAUGGAGUCACAUAUUCAAAUGAAUGCAUGUUGUGUUACUUUAACAGAAUCCGUGGUGAGGACGUUAAAAUAAAGCGGAUGACAGAAUGCUGAUUGAAUCACACAAAUCAUGGAGAACUCCAAGUUGUCCCUUUAAGCCCACGGUCUUUACAUAUACAUUAUUGGUGUAAACUAAC
Messenger RNA from Pelobates fuscus (common spadefoot toad), 350 nucleotides. RefSeq names its product serine peptidase inhibitor Kazal type 2 (gene SPINK2). Gene Ontology annotation, molecular function: serine-type endopeptidase inhibitor activity; protein binding. The coding region runs from base 28 to 267 and encodes 79 amino acids. The record is from RefSeq and is a predicted model, not a curated record. The transcript has 4 exons. NCBI's taxonomy places the organism in Eukaryota, Metazoa, Chordata, Amphibia, Anura, Pelobatidae.